Messenger RNA from Gigantopelta aegis, 984 nucleotides. Its product is annotated as matrilin-4-like. The transcript has 5 exons. The coding region runs from base 1 to 984 and encodes 327 amino acids. Gene Ontology annotation, molecular function: protein binding. The record is from RefSeq and is a predicted model, not a curated record. NCBI's taxonomy places the organism in Eukaryota, Metazoa, Mollusca, Gastropoda, Neomphalida, Peltospiridae.
AUGAACUGUGCCAGUACCAUGAAGAUUGACGUCAUCGUAUCCGUUUUGGAGAAUUCGUUAGUUUUGGACAUUCGUUGUGAAGACGAAAAGCUGGAUCUGAUAAUUGCCCUUGAUGCUUCAGCUAGUGUCGCUAAUCUAAACUUCCAGUUGCUUCUCAACUUCGUAAAAGAUUUGCUUUCUAUCGUAAGUAUUGAUAAUGGAAAUGUCCGAGCUGGUCUUCUGAUCUACAGUACCCGUGUCCACAUCCAGUUUCAACUGAACACCUUCACCUCUAAGGGUGAGAUCUACGACGCCAUAAACAACACCAGUUAUGAGUAUGGAAGCACAAACACAGCUGCUGCUAUCCAGACCAUGAGGACAAUGUUCAGUCCCAGGAAUGGCGAAAGAUUGGAUGCAAAGAAUGUGGGAAUCCUGAUCACCGAUGGCUUGUCCAAUAUCAAUCCCAGGAGAACCAUUCCAGAGGCUGAACGAGCUAGAGCAGAAGGCAUUCACAGCUUUGUCAUUGGUGUUGGCUUGACUAACACGUCGGAGUUAGAAGAGAUUGCCAACCCACCAACAGAACCAAACUUAUUCAUAGUGAAGGAAUUCAGUGAACUGAGAAUUCUGAGAAAUACAGUUUUCCAGUCUUUAUGCGGUGAUGUUGACUGUGGUCAACCACCAACCAUUCCUGGCUUGACACUUUUGGGAUUUGAUCACAAAUACCUGGGAGGAAAAGCUAAGUACACCUGCAGUGUUUUUAACGUCAGGAUAUCAGGCAGCACAGACGGCUUCGCAGAAUCUUUGUGUAUUGUUGGCGGGGUAUUGGCCCCUCCUGAUCUGGUCUGUGCACACACAGUGACGUGUGAUGAAGGUUACUACAAAUGUCCACAGAGUUACUUCAUACCUAUAGAGUUUGUUUGCAAUGGCGUCAUGGACUGUGUUGAUGGUGCAGAUGAACAUGUCUGCGCACGUGAACAAAAUCUGUUUCAACGUGAAUACGUCUGA